CCAACCGGCUUCACUAACUAUGGCAAUGAAAGGACUCCAUGUUCGGAGCUAAAGUGUGACCAGUUCGAGGACCCCGUUGCAGCCUCAUCACAGCCUUAUGGAGGUCUGGCAGAAAUCUUGGCCCAAAUGAAGAGUAGCUGUUUAGCGCUGGCCCGACCGGACCAGUAUGGGAACAAGACCACUGGACCCACGGUGCUCCUCAAUAGCCUCUUCGACCUGACAGCGGACGUCCUGUCCAGCAACCAUACGGGCGACAGUGUGGUGGCCAUGAGCAGCCUGCUCAGCGCAGUGGAGGACUCCAUCAAACUCAUCGGCCCCCAACUCACUGAGAACCAAACCAGCAUGAACACAAGCCAGACAGAGACGAAGAUCACGGUGUGGAAGAAGACAACUCCCCCGAGCGGGCCGGUGCACCUGACCAACACCAAUGCCAGCCUGGAGGCGGACUGGAGCACGGCCAUCGGGAACGGAACCUACCCUGGUUUCGCCCUCGCUGCUCUGGUGAGUUAUAAGAACCUGGAGACCAUGCUGAACCAUUCCUUUGAGCAGAUAACCUUACCCGAAAAGAACGACAGGAAGCCCAGCUACGAGCUCUUCUCCAAGGUGGUGUCGGCGUUGGUCUCCAACCCUGACACACAGCACCUAGACAAGCCUGUCAUUCUCACCCUACGACACCUGAAGGAGCUGAAGGAGUCCGCUGAGGUGAGCUACACCUGUGCCUACUGGAAGGCUGCGGGAGGCGGGCUGCAGGGGAAGGAGGAGGAGGGCGGGGCCUGGUCCACCCGCGGCUGCACCCAGGUCUCCUCCAACGCCUCCCACACCGUCUGCAGCUGCACCCAUCUCAGCAGCUUUGCCGUUCUCAUUGCCCUCUACCCCAUCAACCACACCUUUGGCCUCAUGCUGCUGACCAAGCUGUGCCUGGUCGUCUCACUGCUAUGUCUGUUCCUGUGCAUCCUCACCUUCAUGUUCUGCCGCUCCAUCAAGGGCACCCGCAACACCAUCAACCUCCACCUCUGCAUCUGCCUCUUCCUAGCCGACCUCGUCUUCCUCGCAGGCAUAUCCGAGACCCAACCCCAGGUUGGAUGUCGGUUGGUGGCAGGCCUGCUCCACUUCUUCUUCCUGGGGGCGUUCAGCUGGAUGCUGCUGGAGGGCGUGCACCUGUACCGCAUGUUGGUGCUGGUGUUCAACACCACCAUCCGACCGCGCUACCUAUACACCGUGGGCUACGGGACGCCCCUCUUCAUCGUCAUCAUCUCGGUCAUCAGCAGACCCACGGGAUACGGCACUGACCAAUACUGCUGGCUGACGACAGAGCAGGGCCUCAUCUGGAGCUUCUUCGGGCCGGUGUGUGUCGUCAUUGGCCUCAACGUGGUCUUCUUCAGCAUCACCAUGUGGAAGCUGGCCCAGAAGUUCUCCAGCCUCAAAGUUGACCUCACCCACCUGCACAAAAUACGAGCUUUUACAGUCGGUGCUAUAGCUCAGCUGUGUGUGCUGGGUCUGAUGUGGCUCUCUGGGGUGUUCCUGUUUAAGGAGGGGGACUUGGUGGCUGCAUACAUAUUCACCAUCCUUAACGGCCUACAGGGGGCGCUGAUCUUCCUCCUGAACUGUCUGCUGUCAAAGCAGGUGAGAGAAGAGUAUGCCAAAUUAUUUUCCUGUGUCCGUCAACAAACCAGUAAAGUCCGAUACAGUCGGCCGCAGGCAUCCCGGAGCGGUCCACACACAAACGAAUCAAAUAUAUGAAGAAUCCUCAUACACACGGCUCCUCCCCUUGCUCUGUCUGGGGUUGGAUUUUUUGUAC
Gadus chalcogrammus (walleye pollock) is the source of this 1798-nucleotide messenger RNA. RefSeq names its product adhesion G protein-coupled receptor E5-like. Gene Ontology annotation, cellular component: membrane. Lineage: Eukaryota; Metazoa; Chordata; Actinopteri; Gadiformes; Gadidae. Gene Ontology annotation, biological process: adenylate cyclase-activating G protein-coupled receptor signaling pathway; cell surface receptor signaling pathway. The transcript has 13 exons. Bases 127 to 1740 code for a protein of 537 amino acids. The record is from RefSeq and is a predicted model, not a curated record. Gene Ontology annotation, molecular function: G protein-coupled receptor activity.